AUGUUUCGUGCUGUAGUCGUGUUCUUUGCAAUUGCGAUUGUCACGGUGCAUUGCAUAGAUAAGGAAUGCGGCCCUAACGAACAAGCCUAUGAAAAAUGUACAAGGGAGAUUCUUUGUGAAAGACGAUGCAAUUAUAAGGGAAGAAUGGUUUGCCCUCACCCAUGCCGUCCUAACGUAUGUCGAUGCAAACCUGGAUACAGACGUGGUCCGAACGGCUGUCAGAAACCGGGGCCAGGAUGCAAGUAA
Messenger RNA from Necator americanus (New World hookworm), 246 nucleotides. RefSeq lists its product as uncharacterized. The transcript has 2 exons. Lineage: Eukaryota; Metazoa; Nematoda; Chromadorea; Rhabditida; Ancylostomatidae. Bases 1 to 246 code for a protein of 81 amino acids. The record is from RefSeq and is a predicted model, not a curated record.